AUGCGCUUCGUAGAAGGUGUCUGGAACAAGCUCGAGGGAAGCACGGUGGUCUCUGCCCGGCAGGCUGCAAGGGUGGAAAUCAUCCCAGAUGAUACCGGCAGAGGCACAGGUGGAGACUGUCUUCGCAUCCUUUGCUCCAUCAGAGAGAUCAAGAAUCGAGGUGACGUGCUCAACAAGCCCACCAUCACGAUAUGGAUUCGCAGCCCGGCCCCCGGCACCUUCGAAGUGGAGGCCAAGCACUUCGUCGGCAAACAAGCACACCACGAGCCCCGCCUCGAUCUUUUUCCCGCCGGCCUCGACAGAGUAGGUGCUUCGGGCUCUGUCAAUGGUGUCAAGGCAAAUGGCGCCUCAAUCAGGGCGAAAGGUCUGAAGCAUGACAAGUAUGCCUUCCUUGUCUCAGCGGGCGGCCUGGCGCAAGCCCGAGUGGACAUGAGACCUGGCGUCUUCUCCAUCGACUUCCUCGAUGACAAGGAGCGUGUCGUCUCGAGCAUUGGGCCAGAUUCCAUUUCUUGGGCCCUCAAGACCAACGUACCGGGCUCGCAUGCGGCUAGAGAGUUUGCUUCGACUACGACCCUCGACCCUUACCACCGACCCGAAAGUCGCCGCCAGGGGUACAUGAUCAUGUCUCCCAGUCUUGCUCAGGGCGAGAAGGUGUACGGUCUGGGUGAACAGUUUGGGCCAUUCGUCAAGAAUGGUCAAUCUGUCGAGAUCUCAAACGAAGAUGGCGGCACAAGCUCCGCUAUGGCGUACAAGAACAUCCCCUUCUAUAUGACCAGCCGUGGGUACGGUGUCUACAUCGACCAGACCCAGCAUGUCUCGCUGGAAAUCAUGACCGAGCAUCGAUCAAAAGUGCAAGCCUCAGUUCCUGGAGAGACAAUGCGCAUGUACUUCCUCAUGGGACCUUCACCGAAAGAUGUUCUCACUCGUUACACGUCCUUGACCGGCCGGCCGCCUCUUCCUCCUACCUGGAGUUGGGGUCUGUGGCUUUCCACCUCCUUCCUCACCGAUUACGACGAGGAGACCUCGCAGCACUUCCUUGAUGGAAUGAAGAAGCACGACAUCCAAGUCUCUGUGUUCCAUUUUGACUGUUACUGGAUGCGUCCCUUCGAGUGGUGCUCAUUCCGCUUCAACCCUGAGUUUUUCCCUGACCCCAAAGCUUUCCUGGGCCGCAUCAAUAGUCAAGGCAUCAAGGUCAGCGUCUGGAUCAAUCCAUACAUUGCACAGGAGGCAGAGAUCUUCGCCGAAGCCGAUCAGAAGGGCUACCUUUUGCACCGCAGAGACGGAAGUACCUACCAGAGCGACGACUGGCAGGGCGGAAUUGGCUUCGUCGACUUCACAAACCCCGAGGCUUGCAAGUGGUACCAGGCGCAGAUCGAGUACUGCAUCGAUGUGGGUGUCACUGCCUUCAAGACUGACUUUGGAGAACGGAUUCCCUGUGAGGAUGUGGUAUACCACUCUGGCAGUGAGCCACGCGCGAUGCACAACCAUUAUUCUUUCCUGUACAACAAGACUGUAUACGAAGUAUUGGAACGCCGCCUUGGCACUAGUCAGGCUUGUCUCUUCGCUCGAUCUGCUGCAGCGGGAGGGCAGCGCUUUCCAGUGCACUGGGCCGGCGACUCUGACACCACAUGGACGGGUAUGUCGGAAGCCGUUAGAGGAGGGCUCUCCCUCACGUUGUCCGGGUUCGCAUACGCGGCGAGCGAUAUUGGAGGAUUCAAGGCACCCGGCAAAGGAGGACAAGGGCCAGACUCGGCCUCACCUCCCAUAAUCUAUAAGAGAUGGGUCCAAUUCGGACUGCUGUCCUCGCACUCUAGACUGCACGGUUCAGGUACUGCUCGUGUUCCCUGGUUGGUAGACGACGAAGCCGUCGUCGUCACCCGCAAAUUCGUCCACCUCAAGGCCCGUCUGAUGCCUUAUCUGCUCAACACCGCCAUCGAGCAGACUGUCAAGUCUGGCCACCCAAUCAUGCGCGCUAUGCUUCUCGAAUUCCCCGAGGAUCCGAGCGUGUGGUAUCUCGACUCGCAAUACAUGCUGGGAGAAGCGCUGCUCGUAGCUCCCAUCUUCGGCGAGACCGAAAUCGAGUACUACCUGCCGCAUGGCAAGUGGGUCCAUCUGCUCGACGGAAGGGAGAUGACCGGCGGACGAUACCUCAAGGAGGACUAUUCGGUGAUGUCCCUGCCGCUCUUCCUGCGCGAGGGACAUGCGAUCAUCCUUGCCAAUGAGGGUGCCCGGAUCGAGGACGAUGUGAGGAAGAACGGUUGCACCGUCUGCCUCUCCCAAGCGACUCUGGACGAUGCGCCCAAUGGCAAGGUAGUCACCUCGGUUACCCUCACCGACGGAACAAAGAUCACAGCAGAGGUAUCCAAGACUAGUGCUGGCGCAGCAGAAGUCAAGGUGACAGAAGGAAGUAUCGAUUCCGGUGCUGCGAUCAGGGUCAAUGUGCUCGAGGCGAAGAAGGGACUGGACGGCCAUGCUGACGUACUUUAG
Molecule: messenger RNA, 2487 nt
Organism: Microstroma glucosiphilum
Lineage: Eukaryota; Fungi; Basidiomycota; Exobasidiomycetes; Microstromatales; Microstromataceae
Exons: 2
Coding region: 1-2487 (828 amino acids)
Biological process (GO): carbohydrate metabolic process
Molecular function (GO): hydrolase activity, hydrolyzing O-glycosyl compounds; carbohydrate binding
Source: RefSeq, a predicted model, not a curated record